Venturia canescens is the source of this 3812-nucleotide messenger RNA. RefSeq lists its product as uncharacterized. The transcript has 2 exons. Lineage: Eukaryota; Metazoa; Arthropoda; Insecta; Hymenoptera; Ichneumonidae. The record is from RefSeq and is a predicted model, not a curated record. Gene Ontology annotation, biological process: DNA replication. Gene Ontology annotation, molecular function: nucleotide binding; DNA-directed DNA polymerase activity; DNA binding. Bases 1 to 3693 code for a protein of 1230 amino acids.
AUGGCUCAAACCAACGGUAUCGAUAUUGAAAGACUGUUACGUGAACAAGUAGCUUCCAUAAAGUCGGUGGAAGAAUAUAAUUAUUGGGAAAAACAAUGUCUCGAAUUUAUUGAAUCGUUGGAAGAGCAAGUUGCACCGAAUAAACGCCCUCGAUUGAGCACGGGAUAUCAGCACUCUGUAACUGCGAGAAUAAUACGCUUGCAAGGGUUACUGGAAGUCACACGUUCACAGUUUCAACAUACCGGCGCAGGACUAAACGAUCGAGGAUUAGUCUGGAAAGAAAUUGAUUCGGCGUUCGCAAAUCGCGUAGUGACUGGCGCCGUAAUCAAUCGAAAUUACAUUGUACCACGCCAGUUCUUGAAGGAUGCAUACGAAUUGGUUGAAAAGCGAGUGAAAGACUGUAUAGUAAAAUUUAAUAGCAUUAAAGUUAAUACGGAGUUCAAUGCCGAGUUUGCUACGGGUGAUCGGCGUGCUCAUAAAAGUAUCAAUACGGCUAAUGUGGAACUUUUUCAAACGUCGAAUGUAAAAGAGUGGUAUGAAGAGCGAGUGAUGGAGCCCACUUUGGCAUCACUCGAUGAGUUUCAAGAAUGUGAUAGUGGAUGGACAUUGGUUUCAAUCACCAAUCUCACUGUAAAUAUUAAUAAAUAUAAUCCAAUGCGUGCGGGAUGUCACAUUCGAUUGCCGCGAAAAAUAAUGUUGAAGAGAGCCGUUGUCAACGUUAAAUCAAAUGACAACGCAUGUUUUGCAUGGGCUGUGGUUGCCGCUCUCCACCCAGCUGAACAGCAUGCUGAUCGUCAAAGUUCGUAUCCCCACUACUCGACGAUUCUGAAUCUUCAGGACAUUGACUUUCCGAUGACACUGAAUCAAAUUAAAAGAUUUGAACAAUUGAACGAUGUCUCGAUAAAUGUGUAUGGUAUAACGAAAAGUGGUAUUGCACCUCUUUACAUUACCAAGUGGAAAAGAGGGAGACACGUCAAUUUGUUGUACAUUGAAAACGAGGAAGGGGACAGAAUUGGCCACUUUACACUGAUUAAAGAUCUAUCCCGCUUAGUGAGCAGCCAACUGAGCAGCAAGAAUCAUAAAAAAUAUAUUUGUGAUCGGUGUUUGCAGUAUUUUUCAAUGGAGAGCAAGCUACGAGCUCAUGAGGUGGAUUGUGGCAAGAUGAAUGAUUGUGCUAUACGAUUACCGGCGGAAAACGAUAAAUGGUUGGAAUUCACAAACCAUAAUCGGAAGGAGCGCCUACCAUUCAUCGUUUAUGCUGACCUGGAGUGCGUAUUAGAGAAGACUGGUGAGAGAGAAAGAGAGAUGAAUAGGCAGCACCAUCAUAAAGUUUUUAGUAUAGGCUUUUACGUUAGCUGUUCAUACGACUCAUCAUUAUCGGGAUAUUAUUCACGUCGUAGUGAGGAUUGUAUUGGGUGGUUCGUUGAACAGUUGAAAGAAUUGGCACUCCGCGUGGAAAAAAUUUUACUAACGAAUGUCCCGAUGAAGGAAUUAUCGCCAGCGGAAUGGAAAAAAUUUCGAGAGGACGUAAAUUGUCAUAUUUGUGAAAAACCCUUUGUUGAGAAAGAACAACGUGUACGCGAUCAUUGCCAUCUAACGGGGCAGUUUCGAGGUCCGGCUCAUGGCAAUUGCAAUUUAAAUUACAAAAAUUCAUUUUUCAUUCCAAUUGUUUUUCACAAUCUAUCGGGCUAUGACGCGCAUUUCAUAAUAAAGGAGGUGGCCACAGCGUUUGAGGGGAAAAUCGAUUUACUCCCUUUAACAAAAGAAAAAUACAUUUCUUUUUCAAAAACAGUUAAAUCAUCGUCACAUGACUAUAGGAAACAGAUAAGACUCCGUUUCAUUGAUUCAUUCAAAUUUAUGAGUUCGAGUCUUGAUAAAUUAGCAUCGCUCCUAUUGAUUGACCAACUUAAAGUUUUAAAAUCACAAUUUUCAAAUAUUUCACACGAUGAUUUCACUCUUUUGACGAGAAAAGGAGUCUUCCCGUAUGAAUACAUAGACUGUUUUGAAAAAUUAAAUGAUACAGAGCUUCCACCUCGGGAUGCUUUUUACAGUUCUUUAGCAGACACAACAAUUUCUGAAAGUGAAUAUCAACAUGCACAAACAGUUUGGGAGCGAUUUUCAAUUCAAACGCUGGGGGAAUAUAGCGAUCUUUAUUUGAAAACGGAUGUCCUUUUACUGGCAGACAUUUUUGAAAAUUUCCGAGUUAGUUCUCAACAAAGUUAUGGACUUGACCCAGCAUAUUAUUUCACUCUCCCGGGGUACACCUGGGAUGCUAUGCUUAAAUUUACUGGAAUAAAAUUUGAACUACUCACCGACAUUGAUAUGGUAUUGUUUAUUGAGAGAGGUAUACGCGGGGGUUUAAGUCAAUGUUCGAGGAGAUAUGCACGUGCAAAUAACAAGUACAUGGAAUCUUUCGAUCCAUCACAAGCUUCCACAUACCUUAUGUACUAUGAUGUAAAUAAUCUGUAUGGAAGUGCAAUGAAAACGUCAUUACCAUAUCGAGAUUUUGAGUUUCUCGAAGACAUCUCGAACUUUGAUAUAAACUCUCCAGAUCCGACAAAAGGUUAUAUACUGGAAGUUGAUUUGGAGUAUCCAGCGCACUUGCAUGACAAACACAAAGACUUGCCUUUUUGUCCUGAACAUGGAAAACCACCGGGUAAGAAACAAGAAAAGUUACUUGCAACCGUUUUCGAUAAAGAGCGCUAUGUUAUCCAUUACCGAACUCUACAACACUGUCUAAGUCAUGGGCUCAUACUCAAAAAAAUACAUAGGAUAUUGCAAUUUGCUGAAGCUCCAUGGCUGGCAGGCUACAUUGAUCUGAACACACAAUUGCGAACGCGUGCAACGAAUGAUUUUGACAAAAAUAUGUAUAAACUAAUGAAUAAUGCAGUUUUCGGUAAAACGAUGGAAGAUGUGCGCGAACGUAAAAAUGUUUCAUUGUUAACAGAGUGGGAUGGUAGAUAUGGAGCGGAAGCGAUGAUUGCAAAACCGAAUUUCCACAGUCGCAGUAUCUUUGCUGAAGACUUGAUAGCCGUUGAAUUGCGUAAGCUUGAGGUGAAAUUUGACAAACCAAUAUACGUAGGCAUGUCAAUUCUCGAUAUAUCGAAAACAUGGCUGUAUACGUUUCAUCAUGAGUUUAUGACUCCAAAGUAUGGGGAUAAAUGUUCAGUAAUGUAUACAGAUACAGAUAGUUUGAUAUAUGAAAUUGAGUGUGAUGACGUUUAUCGAGAUAUGCGCGAAAAUAUCUCCAAAUUUGAUACGAGUGACUAUCCCAUUGACAAUGCUUACCAUAUUCCGCUUGUCAAUAAAAAGGUUCCGGGUCUCAUGAAGGACGAGAAUAAUGGAUCCAUUAUGACGGAGUUUGUGGGGCUCAGGUCAAAAAUGUAUGCCACGCGUGUCGAGGGUAAAAAAGAUGUAAAGAAGGUCAAGGGUGUGAAGAGCAAUGUUGUUGCGAAAACAAUAAACUUUGACGAUUUUGUAAAAUGUUUAAACGAAGAGACUGAAGUGACACGUUGCCAAUCAGCAAUUCGUUCAACAUUACAUCAGGUAUAUACCAUCUCAGAAACAAAAAUUGCCCUGAGCCCACAUGAUGACAAGCGUUAUAUUAUACCGGGGACGGUGGAGACAUUGCCGUGGGGUCACUACAAGAUCCCCAUGUACUCAAACAUUUCCGAAGAAGAGAUGCAGAUUUAAUAUCUGUCAAAAAUUUGAUAUAGUUGAAAUGUAAAUAUGUAUGUAAGCGUGAGAGAGAGAGAAUAUUUUUGUUCAAUAUUGUACAUUUUUGUGUCGAAUAAAAAGAACCAGGUCUACAA